Messenger RNA from Rhipicephalus microplus (southern cattle tick), 1156 nucleotides. RefSeq names its product bridging integrator 3. The record is from RefSeq and is a predicted model, not a curated record. Lineage: Eukaryota; Metazoa; Arthropoda; Arachnida; Ixodida; Ixodidae. Gene Ontology annotation, biological process: plasma membrane tubulation; actin cortical patch localization; endocytosis. Gene Ontology annotation, cellular component: actin cytoskeleton. Gene Ontology annotation, molecular function: lipid binding.
CUAGGGCAUGGGUGCAUAAAAGAGGAAAUGGGCAUGAGCCUGUGAGCCAUGCAUUACAACUGCUGGAGCUAAGCGCGAGGGUCCUGUUAUAAGUUUGGUUCGGAGUUUAAAUGCACUGGCGUCUGUUAUGCACGCGAUUCAGUUACUCAAGCCAAGAAGGUCAUGAGCUGGAACCCACUGAAGCGAUCGUCAAAGUCGUCGAAGGGCUCAUCGGGAGCCGAGCUUGACGAGAAAACUAUCGAGGAAUUUGUGUCCAAGUUCGUUCGACUCGAGAGGGACACAAAGAAACUUCACAACGACUCGAAGAAGUACGAGGACACAAUGCUAGCCCUGUACCAUUGCGAGAAAAAAAUGAGCGGCGACCUGGCGAGUGGCGAACUGUGCCACGAGAGUCCCGAACUGCGCCGUCUCGUCGAAGAAUGGCUCGGCUUUGCGUCCUCCAUGGACACGGCCGUCGAUGACCACCUUGUGGCCAUCAGGCGUUGCUUAGUGGAUCCUAUCAAACGUUACCAGGGUGUGUUUGCCGAGGUUCAGGCAACGCUGAAACGGCGUGAGCAGGCAGCCCAGGAGUGCUUGCGCCUGGAGCAGCGUGCAGAACGACUGAGUGGGCGUGAGUCAACAGGUGCCAACCUUGCACGUCUGAGCGAAUGCCGACAGACUCUAGAGGCAGCUAAGGCUGAUCUGGUCACCCAGGGAGCGCUACUGGCACAAGACUUGCCUCGAUGGUAUGCAGCGAGCAGCCUCUAUCUGCAGCCAUGUCUUGAGGCUUUGGUGCAUAGCCAGACACUGCAUUGGGGGCAGGCAGCCACCCGUGCCCAUGACCUCAUGGCUCCUGGGACGCGCAGCCCUGUGGAACAGCAGCUGGCUACUGCUAGGUCUCUCUCAAUUGUUAGCCUGCCCACCUAGGCAUACCCAUACACUAAUCGCUACUCUGUGCUUCAGUGUCUGCACCACACUGUAUUGAGCACCCCAUGAUGCAGAACCGUCCUUGUUGAUGCUGGAGGCCUAAUGAUGUUUUCCUGCACUGUUUUGUGCGCAUAUAGCUCAAGACUGGUUGUUGUCUAUGCACAUAUUUACCGUUUUGUUAUAUAAGCUAUAAAAUUCGAGAAAAGAAUGUACUUGUUUAUUUAUUAAAGGGACUUUUCACCACUCAAAA